AUGGAAGAAGAGCAAGACAUGAUAGAGCAGCUUGAGAGCCUCACAGCCGAAUUUGAGAAAAUUUUUGCAAAUUCUGGGAAGCCAAUACAUGCGUUUUUGAAAGACGAUUGGAAAUCGAGGAUGGAGGAGAUCACGUCGGAGAGUACCUUAAAUGAAGAUUACAUGAAGGAAGUUCCGAAAAUUGGUGUGAUCAUGCGAUGA
Messenger RNA from Botrytis byssoidea, 201 nucleotides. RefSeq lists its product as uncharacterized. The transcript has a single exon. The record is from RefSeq and is a predicted model, not a curated record. Lineage: Eukaryota; Fungi; Ascomycota; Leotiomycetes; Helotiales; Sclerotiniaceae. The coding region runs from base 1 to 201 and encodes 66 amino acids.